AUGAGCAGACUCGCACCAUCUCCUAUGCCCCCUCAGGCCCCAGCACAGCCACAGCCGCGAAAACCAUCAGGCGCGCGUCCCGCACCCCCAUCAAUCAAUGCCCCGCAGCAUCAACACGCGCCAAGCGGUCCUACGCCCGUUCGCGCGGAAUACCUCAACCCGCCCGCUCGGCCAUCUCCUCCCCAGUCCCCCUCCCAGCCCCACCCGCAUCCACAACAGUAUCAGGCACCAAAGCCAUUUAUGCCGGGUAUGGUACAUCGGCCAUCCAUGGCUCCGUCGAUGCCGUCCCCCAAAUCAACCGUGAUCGGCCCAUCAGCCCAAUUCGCGCAUCGAGGUCACCACUCGGCGGCGUCGUCGGCAUCGUCCAGGCCGUCCCCGCACAUGUCGUCCCACUCGGGUGACUCGCUUCGGGAGACGACGAGGCACAAUAUCAUGUCGCAGAGCCAGCAGGGGCCGGGCGGGAAUACAGGACCGAGGGGUCAUCUUCCGGGUGCGCGGCAGGCGAGCGCGAACCUGCUCUGGGGGGACGUCAAGAGCCCCAAGUCGCCAGAGAUCGCCACUCCUAGGGAGACAUAUGCGGACAGGCUGGUUCCUGAGCAGAGCGACGUGGAUAUACACUUUGAGAGUCUCAUGGAAUCGCUCCAAGUCCCGCUAUCUGUCCGCGAAAAGUUCGCUACCGUCUCUCCCGCCGUCAAAUCCUCCAUCCUCUCCUCUACCGCCUCAUCCAAUCCCGCCAUUCUCUCCUACCUCGGUCUCCCCACCCCCACGGCCAACACCCCCAAAAUCAAGAAACGCCUCUCCACCCCUCUCCUUCGCAAAGCCAAGUCCUCCUCCUCUCUCGGCGGUAGCAUCCCCAGCCCAGGCUCAAGUCCUCAAGUAGGCAAGACCUACCGCGUCGACGGUGAGAGCUUCACCAUCGUCGCCUCCCCGAAUCCGCCUUCCAGCGCUACCGUGCCCAACACGAAUGCCCACCCUCUCCCUCCCGCCCCCACGCGCGGCAUGUCGAUGGACACGGUCCGACCCACACUGGCACUGAACCGUCUUUCACUGAACCGUCUUUCUGCCGGACCCUCAUCGGGCGGUCGACCCCUCUCUGGCUUUUUUACGCCCUCGUCGCUUUCGCGCUCGUCCGCCAAGCCCGCGGGGCUGGGGAUCAACCUAGGCGAACAGCCCGAGGCGUUCAUCUCGUGGCUCCAGGCCCAUACGGCGACGGAUCUCGCCAUGGAUGUGGGGAGGAUGAAGAAAUUACGGAUGUUGCUGAGGCAUGAGAAUACCGCUUGGGUGGACCAUUUUAUCAAGAUUGGGGGGUACGGGCUGGUCCUCGCCCGCCUGAAGGAUCUGGUGGAUGUCGAAUGGAGGGAAGAGCAGCAUGAUGAUCAGAUGCUGUAUGAGCUGUUGCGGUGUGUCAAGGCUUUAGGGACGUCCGAGGUCGGGAAAGCUGCACUGCGAUACCACUACCCCGACCCCUUUCCCUCACUUUCCACCCUCCUCUUCUCCGAGAAAAAACCAGGCGACCUCCCUUCCAGACAACUCAUCAUCGAACUCUGGCUCUUCCUCUUUGAUCUCUUCCCCUCGCCUACUUCCUCAUCCUCCCCAACAACUGCGACUAGUACUCGUCCCACGUCAGUCCGCUUCGACCCAAAUCAGGGCCCAGCGGUAUUCAUGGCCGGAAACGAACGGAACCGGCGCUCCAUCAAUGCGGCGCAGGAAGUGCGGGGAUUGCUCGUUCCGGAUGUACCCGACAAGACGGCGGAUCUGCACGAUUUUGUUAAGGUUGCGCAUAGGCCGAGAGUAUUUAGGUGUUGGAUGUCGGAACUUGGAGAUAUUUGCAGAGAUUACUUUUGGAUCAUGUGCCAUGGCAGCAACUCACUCUGGGCCGCUGAUGAGGUGGACGAACGGCUCGUCGAGAAGCCUGUAGCGCCCGGUGGAGCCACAGGUGGGGUGGAGUUUGAAGCGAUGAACUAUGUGACUGUCCAUCUCAAACUCCUCAAUAUGCUCUGUAAAGCGAUGGCGGAGCAAGAUCGGGAGAAGGCGGCGGAACUGCAUCGGAAUUUGUUUCAGUCGGGGAUGGAUCGAAUACUGGUCACCCUCCGCAAAGCAAGCACAAUCUUCUACCCCGCGCUACACCUCGAACUCGCCCGGUACGUCCGGCAUCUCCAACUCGUAUCGCCCAACGCCCGCCUCCCUCACUUGAUCGAUAAACUCGUCGGAUCGCCGCCGGACAUGUAUCGUCGAUACAAGGCGCCAGCGCCUGCGCCAGCGCCUGCGCCAGCUCCAGCACCGGCUGUCACGUCGAGUCGGACACAGCAUCUGCAGGGACCGGGUCAGGGUCAGGGGCAAGCGCAAGGGUCUCCAAGGCGGCAAGUGCCAGGUCAGUCUGGGCAGAGGCAGGGACCGGCGCAACAGCAGCAGCAGGGGUCAGGAACGAGAGCUUGGAUUGAGGAUGCGAGGAAGGGGGGGAAAGUGCCAGGUGAUGGAGGGAGGAGAGGGGGGUAUGAUAUGGAGGUGUAG
Messenger RNA from Dioszegia hungarica, 2511 nucleotides. Its product is annotated as armadillo-type protein. The transcript is spliced from 6 exons. Gene Ontology annotation, biological process: actin cytoskeleton organization. Gene Ontology annotation, molecular function: actin binding; small GTPase binding. Bases 1 to 2511 code for a protein of 836 amino acids. The record is from RefSeq and is a predicted model, not a curated record. NCBI's taxonomy places the organism in Eukaryota, Fungi, Basidiomycota, Tremellomycetes, Tremellales, Bulleribasidiaceae.